UUCCUUCCCACUCGAUACCCACCCUUAACGGCUGGCGUAAUGCCAACCUCACAACAGCAGUUCCAAUCGGUGCCGCUCACCUCUCCGGACCUCACACCCCUCUCUUCACUACCAGAGAAGACCGAUCUCGCACGAUGGCGUCUCACCACUCCUGGCCUGGGAACGCCAGACGUGGGAAGGCAUUUGUGGAGCUACUUGAGCGACGAUGAGGUGGGCACUGCGGGGGAGCAGACGAUGGAGGAUAGAUUUCACCUGGGACUACUGCCGACUUCGUCGUCUGGAUCGAAAGGCGAGCGCCGCAGCGCAGCGAAAGCAGCAGAGGAUGCGUUCCUUUAUUACCAAAAGGUUCAAUCCCCUGAUGGCCACUUCGCUGGCGAGUAUGGAGGCCCUCUCUUCCUCCUUCCCGGUCUCGUAAUCGCCUCGUACGUGACCGAAACCCCUUUCCCAACCGAAUGGCGCAUCGAAAUCACCCGCUACCUUCGUAACGAGCAACACUCAGACGGCGGGUGGGGCCUUCACAUCGCCGGUCCCUCAACAGUGUUUGGCACGGCAGCAAACUACGUCGUGCUUCGUUUGCUAGGGAACGGGCCCGAUCUGCCCUUCAUGGCGAAAGCGAGGGCUAAGCUCCACGAGCUGGGCGGGGCAACGGGGAUCCCGAGCUGGGGGAAGCUGUGGCUGGCUGUUCUGGGCGUCUAUGACUGGGAAGGCAUGAACCCAAUUCCGCCUGAGCUGUGGUGCUUGCCCGAUGGGGUGCCGAUUCAUCCCUGGAGAUGGUGGAUCCAUACGCGCAUGGUCUACAUCCCUAUGGGGUGGUUGUGGGGGUGCAAGUACACAUACCAUGACGCCGAGACAGAUUCGCUCAUUUCAGCGCUACGCACAGAACUCUACGCCAAGCCAUACAGCUCCAUCAACUGGCCCUCACAGCGCAACAACAUCGCCUCAAUCGACAUUUUUGCACCGCACACUAAGGUGCUCAACGGGCUCAUGUCCCUUCUCGGCAUCUACGCCAAAUUUACCCCGGGCGUUGUUCGCUCCGCUGGCCUGAAGCAAGCCUACAAUCUGCUCUGCCGGGAAGACGAGAACACCGGCUACCAAUGCCUCGGCCCUGUCAACAAGAUGCUGAAUCAAGUAGUCCGCUACGCAGUCGAUGGGCCCAACUCCCCCGCAAUGGCCAAGCAUCGCGAGAAGAUGCGCGACUUCCUCUGGAUGUCCCCUUCCGGCCUCAUGAUGUGCGGGACAAAUGGCUCCCAACUGUGGGACACGAGCUUCAUAGCUCAGGCCGUCUCCUCUACCUCGACACUUGUCCGCAACCCCAACAUCAAGCCCAGCAUCCAAGCCAUUCUUGCUUGGCUGGACGACACGCAGAUUCGCGAGAAUCCGCAGCAUUAUCGCUCUUGCUACCGCUUCUCUACGAAGGGGGCUUGGCCGUUCAGUACGAAGCAACAAGGAUAUACUGUGUCUGACUGUACGGCGGAAGGAUUGAAGGCAGUUUUGGACCUGCAGCAGGAGAGUAUGGGAUUGGAACAGCUGGUUGAUGAGGGGAGGCUCAGAGACGCAGUCGACCUGUUGUUGACCAUGCAAAAUUCUUCUGGCGGAUUUGCUAGCUACGAGACGAUCAAUGGACCGGCGGUGCUGGAGUGGAUCAACCCGGCGGAGGUGUUCGGAGACAUCAUGAUUGAGUACUGCUACCCCGAAUGCACCACCUCCGUCGUAGGCGCCCUUUGCAAGUUCCGCGCCCAUUCCCCCAAGUAUCGCCGUGCCGACAUCGACAAGUGCGUCUCUCGUGCCGUGGCCUAUAUCCUCUCCGCCCAGCGCAAGGACGGAUCUUGGUUUGGCUCAUGGGCUGUAUGCUUCACCUACGCGACUAUGUUCGCCCUCGAAUGCCUGCACCUCGCCGGCUACCACUACGAGAACUCAGAGCCGGUCAGGCGGGCGUGCGCAUUCCUUGUCAGCAAGCAGAAUGCAGAAGAUGGAGGAUGGGGCGAAGGAUUCGAGAGCUGCGUACGUGGGGAGUGGACGCCGACAGAAAGCGGGAGGAGCGAGGUUGUGCAGACUAGCUGGGCACUGUUGGGGCUCCUGCAUGCACAGUACCCUGAUGAGGAUGGAAGCUUGAGGAGGGGCGCUGAGUUUGUGCUUCGGGGCCAGGAGGAGGAUGGGAGCUGGAAAGAGACGCCAGAAGGUAGAUGUGUGGGCGUCUUCAACCGUAACUGCGGCAUCGUGUAUCCGAACUAUCGCUUCUCCUUCACCAUCUGGGCGCUGGGUAAGGCAACGCAGCGAUUCGGAGAGUCAUGGCCGCCGGCAUCGACGUCUUAGAUAAGGCAAGUACGCGACUGUAUCUAGCAUUAAAGCCAGUCAUCACUGGCCGAAAGCUUGGCAAUGUCAGACAACAGCAUCUCCGUGACAUUGGUCCACGCAUUCGAGAGAUGCUAUGCUGCGCCUGACGUCCUCAAUUUGCCUUCUUGGCGCGGUCAACAGCGCCCGCAUGUUUUUCAAGCGCUGCCAAUCUUUCGGGCAAGGUCGGGUGAGAGUGGUGAUACGCCGAGUAGAGCCAGUCGUAGUGCAUCGACGAGAGACUGUUGCAGGAGGAAAGUUGAAGCUGUCAAUGUUCGGCUACGAAGAGCGGACUUCGAGACUCGCACUUACUUCUGCUUGUGUAGCUUGAUCAGCGCUACCUGCAACAGCUCUGCGUAAGACGUUUGCGUGCUCUGCGCCAGCUCGGCUUCACGCAACUCUUUCCUUGUUGCUUGGUCCUCGUCUUUCUUCUCUGGCC
This is a messenger RNA of Jaminaea rosea, 2770 nucleotides long. Its product is annotated as putative lanosterol synthase. Bases 40 to 2313 code for a protein of 757 amino acids. Gene Ontology annotation, molecular function: lanosterol synthase activity. The record is from RefSeq and is a predicted model, not a curated record. The transcript has 5 exons. Gene Ontology annotation, biological process: triterpenoid biosynthetic process; ergosterol biosynthetic process. Gene Ontology annotation, cellular component: lipid droplet. NCBI's taxonomy places the organism in Eukaryota, Fungi, Basidiomycota, Exobasidiomycetes, Microstromatales.